Messenger RNA from Strongyloides ratti, 531 nucleotides. RefSeq names its product Primosome PriB/single-strand DNA-binding family and Single-strand DNA-binding family and Nucleic acid-binding, OB-fold domain-containing protein. The transcript has 2 exons. Gene Ontology annotation, cellular component: mitochondrial nucleoid. Gene Ontology annotation, molecular function: single-stranded DNA binding. Bases 1 to 531 code for a protein of 176 amino acids. Gene Ontology annotation, biological process: positive regulation of helicase activity; mitochondrial DNA replication. The record is from RefSeq and is a predicted model, not a curated record. NCBI's taxonomy places the organism in Eukaryota, Metazoa, Nematoda, Chromadorea, Rhabditida, Strongyloididae.
AUGAUAUCUGGUAGAGUUAGAUCUUUAUUAUUCGCAGGAUCUAUGGUUAAGAAUCUUAGACCCUUGUCAAUGACCAUUGCAAAGUUUUCCGAAGAAAGUUUUGCUAAACCUAAUAAUGAUGGUAUUGAUGAUCUUUUAAAUAGAAACAAUAAAGAAUAUAAGUCUUCUGACACCAGACCUAAAAAAUCAUUUUCUGUGAAUAGAGUAGAACUUAUUGGUGGGGUUUCGAAAGAUCCUGUUCAACGUUUAACUUAUGCAAAUAAGGAAUUUUCUGUUUUUACACUUGCUACAAAUAAGGUAGUUAAAGAUAGAGAGACAGGUGGAGAAAAGGAUGUUGUUGAUUACCAUGAAAUUCUUGCAUUUGGAAAGAAUUCACUUUUUGUAAAAGAUCGUGUAAAAAAAGGUGAUAGAAUUUUUUUAACAGGAAAAUUAAGCUACAAUCAUCGUUUUUCUGAUUCUGGAGAUAAAAUUUCCAAAGCUGUUAUUAUAGCAGAUAUAAUAAGCCAAUUUAGUUCUAGAAGAAAUAAUUAA